Molecule: messenger RNA, 3604 nt
Organism: Myotis myotis
Lineage: Eukaryota; Metazoa; Chordata; Mammalia; Chiroptera; Vespertilionidae
Gene: ELFN2
Product: extracellular leucine rich repeat and fibronectin type III domain containing 2
Exons: 3
Coding region: 749-3325 (858 amino acids)
Cellular component (GO): plasma membrane
Molecular function (GO): protein binding
Source: RefSeq, a predicted model, not a curated record
UCGCAGCCAAUUUCACGGCCUCUGGGCUCGGCGCGGUGCGCGGGAUCGUAAACCCGCGGGCGCGGGGCGGGGGACUGGCGGGUCCUGGCCUGCCCGCGGACAGGGGGCGAUCGCGGCGAGGGCCCGCGGAGCUGCUGGCGAGGAUGUGUGUGUCAGGAGAGGACUUGGGUGAGGAGCUGCUGCUGCCUGAGCUGGGCCAGGACCUGAGACCCGCUGCCACCGCUGCUGCCACCACUGCUGCUGCGGGGACCGCCCUGAGACCAGGCCAGGAACAGAGCCUUGCUGGCCACAGGGGCCCCCUCUGCCCGCAGACGGCUGGAACCAGGUGGCAGAGGGGUGUCUUCCUCGCUGCCCCUGUCUCGCUGGCCCCCCCUCAGAGCGCCACUCUCCAGCCUUCCGUGGGGAUCGUCUGAGCCCAGAGCCUGAGGAGAAAGGAGAGGAGGAGGAGAAGGCGGAGAGGAAGUCAAGCUCUGAGAGCCGUGCACGUUCCCAGCAGAAGAGCCACGUGGGAAGCAGGCUGUGGGGCCCGCAGCACCCCUGGCCCCGGCCUGGCCGCGGUGCCCAGCACCUGCUGGUAGCCCCCCAGAAGGUCCCCAGCAGUUGGUUCUGGCAGAGCCUCCCUCACCUGGGGCCCCUGGGCUGGGGGUCGCCCCCAAGAUGGUGGCAGCCCCAGGGAGGACUGUGCUGCCAGCCCCAGCCUCCAGCCACUAGGCUCCCCGUGCCUCUCACCCCGAGCCCGGCCGGCGCCAUGCUGCGCCUGGGGCUGUGCGCGGCGGCGCUGCUGUGCGUGUGCCGGCCCGGCGCCGUGCGCGCCGACUGCUGGCUCAUCGAGGGCGACAAGGGGUACGUGUGGCUGGCCAUCUGCAGCCAGAACCAGCCGCCCUACGAGACCAUCCCGCAGCACAUCAACAGCACGGUGCACGACCUGCGGCUCAACGAGAACAAGCUCAAGGCCGUGCUCUACUCCUCGCUCAACCGCUUCGGGAACCUCACCGACCUCAACCUCACCAAGAACGAGAUCUCCUACAUCGAGGACGGCGCCUUCCUGGGCCAGGCGAGCCUGCAGGUGCUGCAGCUGGGCUACAACAAGCUCAGCAACCUGACGGAGGGCAUGCUGCGCGGCAUGGGCCGCCUGCAGUUCCUCUUCGUGCAGCACAACCUCAUCGAGGUGGUGACGCCCGCGGCCUUCUCCGAGUGCCCGAACCUCAUCAGCAUCGACCUGUCCUCCAACCGCCUCAGCCGCCUGGACGGCGCCACCUUCGCCAGCCUGGCCAGCCUCAUGGUGUGCGAACUGGCCGGCAACCCCUUCAACUGCGAGUGCGACCUCUACGGCUUCCUCACCUGGCUCGUGGUCUUCAACAACGUCACCAAGAACUACGACCGCCUGCAGUGCGAGUCCCCGCGGGAGUUCGCCGGCUACCCGCUGCUGGUGCCCCGGCCCUACCACAGCCUCAACGCCAUCACCGUGCUCCAGGCCAAGUGCCGCAACGGCUCGCUGCCCGCCCGGCCCGCCAGCCACCCCACGCCCUACUCCACCGACGCCCAGCGGGAGCCGGAUGAGAACUCGGGCUUCAACCCCGACGACAUCCUCUCGGUGGAGCCGCCGGCCUCGUCCACCACGGACGCGUCCGCCGGGCCGGCCAUCAAGCUGCACCACGUCACCUUCACCUCGGCCACCCUGGUGGUCAUCAUCCCGCACCCCUACAGCAAGAUGUACGUCCUGGUCCAGUACAACAACAGCUACAUCUCCGACGUCAUGACGCUCAAGAACAAGAAGGAGAUCGUCACCCUUGACAAGCUGCGGGCGCACACCGAGUACACCUUCUGCGUGACCUCGCUGCGCAACAGCCGCCGCUUCAACCACACCUGCCUGGCCUUCACCACGCGGGACCCGGUCCCGGGGGACCUGGCGCCCAGCACCUCCACCACCACCCACUACAUCAUGACCAUCCUGGGCUGCCUCUUCGGCAUGGUCAUCGUGCUGGGGGCCGUCUACUACUGCCUGCGCAAGCGGCGCAUGCAGGAGGAGAAGCAGAAGUGCGGCAAGGUCAAGAAGACCAUCCUGGAGAUGCGCUACGGGGCCGACAUGGAGGCCGGCUCCAUCGUGCACGCCGCCCAGAAGCUGGGCGAGCCCCCAGUGCUGCCCGUGUCCCGCAUGUCCUCCCUCCCGUCCAUCAUUGGGGAGAAGCUGCCCACUGCCAAGGGUCUGGAGGCCGGGCUGGACACGCCCAAGGUGGCCACCAAGGGCAACUACAUGGAGGUGCGUACCGGCACCAGCACUAGCACCGGCACCGGCACUGGCACUGGCCCCGGCACUGGCACCGGCCCCGGCACCGGCACCGGCGGGGAGGGCCCAGCCCAGCCUGAGAGUAACCGCCCGGGUGCGGGGAACAGCCAGGGCUCAGCCACUGAGAUCUCCACCAUCGCCAAGGAGGUGGACAAGGUCAACCAGAUCAUCAAUAACUGCAUUGAUGCCCUCAAGCUGGACGCGGCCUCCUUCAUAGGGGGCGGCAGCAGUGGCGGGGACCCCGAGCUGGCCUUCGAGUGCCAGUCCCUUCCCGCGGCCACGCCAGCCUCCGCCGCAGCCUCCCCGGGGGCCCUGGGGGGCCUGGGGGCCCUGGAGCUUCCCAGCUUCCUCCCGCCCUCUUUCCAGGAGGGCUCCCACCACCCGCUGCAGCGGCAGCUGAGCGCCGACGCCGCCGUGGCCCGCAAGACCUGCAGCGUCUCCUCCAGCGGCUCGGUCAAGAGCGCCAAGGUCUUCAGCCUGGACGUGCCCGACCUCCCCUCCCCCGCGGGGCUGGCCAAGAGCGACUCCAAGUACAUCGAGAAGAGCAGCCCCCUCAACAGCCCGCUGGACCGGCUCCCGCUGGUGCCCUCGGGCAGCAGCGGCAGCGGCGGCAGCGGCGGGGGCGCGGGCAGCGGGAGCGGCGGCGGGGGCAGCGUGCACCACCUGGAGGUGAAGCCGGCCUUCCACUGCAGCGAGCACCGGCACAGCUUCCCGGCCCUGUACUACGAGGAGGGCGCCGACAGCCUGAGCCAGCGUGUGUCCUUCCUCAAGCCGCUGGCCCGCUCCAAGCGGGACUCGGCCUACGCGCAGCUCUCCCCCAGACACUACUACUCGGGCUACUCGUCCAGCCCCGAGUACUCCUCCGAGAGCACGCACAAGAUCUGGGAGCGCUUCCGGCCCUACAAGAAGCACCCCCGGGAGGAGGUGUACAUGGCCGCGGGCCACGCCCUGCGCAAGAAGGUCCAGUUCGCCAAGGACGAGGACCUGCACGACAUCCUCGACUACUGGAAGGGGGUCUCGGCCCAGCAGAAGCUGUGACCCUCUCCUCCCCGGUGAGGUCGGAGGGCAGGGCGGGGGCACGCGGGGAAGGGCCCGGGCAGCCGGGCGGGGGCGUGCCGGGGGCCGAGGCCGAGGAGUGGACGGACGCACACGCACACCCACAUGCACGCACCCACGCACACACCUGACCACCACCUGACUGUGACAACCACCACCCGACAAUAAGGGACAGGAAAACAAAGACACGUUCUCCUUAAAGUUUACACAGAUCCCGAAACCAGGCGACUUUACUGUGCUGCCCAGGGACUCUGCUGGGGU